AUGGAUCGGUUCAGCGAGUGCGGGACGCAGACGGAUGCUGUGGUGGUGCUGUCCCUGGCCCAGGCUGCGGUCCUGGGCCUGGUGUCCGACAAUGAGCUGCUCGGGGCCACCGUCACCCCUGCUGGCUUCUUCCCGGGGCUGGCUGGGGAGCAGCUGGACAAUGCCUCCAUGGAGCCUGGGGAGCCUGAGGGUGAGGAGCAGGCGCCUGGGGAUGGGCAGGACGAGGAUGCCCUGGAAGCAGACUCUUCCCUGGAGAAGCAUGCCCGGAGGAGGAAGAGGCCACCUGUGAGGCUGAUGCCCAAGGUCAAGAGCGAGAAGGCAGAGGUGGAGGCCGAGCCACCAUACAGCAUGCUGGUCCCUGGGGACGAGGAGGGCGAGGAGCAGCCCAGCCACGCGCCCCAGCCCCCCCAGCCCAGCCAGGAGCCGGCGGGGCAGAGCGGUGCUGUAAAGAUGAUCGACCUGGGCACCUUCAGCAGGAAGCCCCGACGCCUGCGGCACCUGCGCCGGCAUCGGGAGCUGGAGGGCACCGAGCGCCGGCGAAGGGGCAGCGACGUGGCCAGCGGCACUGUGGGGGCCCCACAAUCUGUGGGCACCUUCGAGGCAGGUGCCCCAUCCCCUGGUGAGGUGGAGGCCCCAGCGCCAGCGUCCCCCGAGCAGGUGAAGACCGAGCAGGGCUGUGGAUGGCAGGAGCCGGGGGAACUGGAGGUGGCCGGCGGCACCAGCGAGCACAGCAGGAAGGCGCAGCUGGACCGGCUGGACAUCAACGUGCAGAUCGAUGACUCCUACCUGGUGGAGGCGGGCGACCGCCAGAAGCGCUGGCAGUGCCGCAUGUGUGAGAAGUCCUACACCUCCAAGUACAACCUGGUGACCCACAUCCUGGGCCACAACGGCAUCAAGCCCCACUCCUGCCCGCACUGCAACAAGCUGUUCAAGCAGCCCAGCCACCUGCAGACCCACCUGCUGACCCACCAGGGCACGCGGCCCCACAAGUGCGGGGUGUGCAGCAAAGCCUUCACUCAGACCAGCCACCUGAAGCGGCACAUGCUGCUGCACACCGACAUCAAGCCCUACAGCUGCCGCUUCUGCGGCCGCGGCUUCGCCUACCCCAGCGAGCUGAAGGCGCACGAGGUGAAGCAUGAGAGCGGGCGCUGCCACGUGUGCGUGGAGUGCGGGCUGGACUUCUCCACACUCACCCAGCUGAAGCGGCACCUGGCCACGCACCAGGGCCCCACGCUCUACCAGUGCCUGGAGUGCAGCAAGUCCUUCCACUACCGCAGCCAGCUGCAGAACCACAUGCUGAAGCACCAGAACGUCCGGCCCUUCGUCUGCACUGAGUGUGGGAUGGAGUUCAGCCAGAUCCACCACCUCAAGCAGCACUCGCUCACGCACAAGGGCGUGAAGGAGUUCAAGUGUGAGGUGUGCGGGCGGGAGUUCACCCUCCAGGCCAACAUGAAGAGGCACAUGCUGAUCCACACCAGCGUCCGGCCCUACCAGUGCCACAUCUGCUUCAAGACCUUCGUGCAGAAGCAGACGCUCAAGACCCACAUGAUCGUGCACUCGCCUGUGAAGCCGUUCAAGUGCAAGGUUUGUGGGAAAUCCUUCAACCGCAUGUACAACCUGCUGGGGCACAUGCACCUUCACGCCGGCAGCAAGCCCUUCAAGUGUCCCUACUGCUCCAGCAAGUUCAACCUGAAGGGCAACCUCAGCCGGCACAUGAAGGUCAAGCACGGGGUGAUGGACAUCAGCCUGGACAGCCAAGAUGCCAUGAUGGAGCUGGCUGGGGCUGAUCACACUGAGCUGGACGGCCAGCCUGAGAUGGAUGACUUCGAGGAGGAGAACUCUUACGGCUACGGGGCUGUGGGCAACCCCCCAGACGAGCUGGCCGAGCAGGCCAUGAAGGAGAUGGCCUACUACAACAUGUUGUAG
Messenger RNA from Cinclus cinclus, 1926 nucleotides. It is a transcript of the gene ZNF710, whose product is annotated as zinc finger protein 710. The transcript is spliced from 4 exons. The record is from RefSeq and is a predicted model, not a curated record. Bases 1 to 1926 code for a protein of 641 amino acids. Lineage: Eukaryota; Metazoa; Chordata; Aves; Passeriformes; Cinclidae.